UUUUUAUUGAUGAUUUCGGAGCCCACCGCAACAUGUUCAGGGCAUUGAAGGGGAUCUAUCUCACACCUGCCGGCUUGUCCUAUGCCGGGCGAAGACGUCUGGCAAACUCGUUUACCGUAACGCUGGGUCCUCAUGGGGCCUCCUUUCAGGAUGUUCUUGCCAAUAUCCAUACUGACCUUGAGACCGUGGCAAAAGGCUUUUACAGCACAAUCCAUGGGAAACAAGUGCUUGUUACUGCGUCCGUCAUGGCUCUUACUGGAGAUAUGCCACAGCAAGCUAAAAAUAGUGGUAUGCUCAGCUAUAGUGCUGAUAUCGGAUGUCGGACAUGCUACUGUCCACGCAGCAAACAGUAUCAGUGGUCAUAUGAUACUGUUUCCCAUGGCCGAUAUCAUUUCCAGCAUCAGUAUUACCGAACUGAGGGUGAUCACAAGGCCACUGUUCCAGAACAGCAAAGAUAUUUUAAUGCUGUAGGGAUACAGUCCGUGCCUUCGCCAAUCGAACGGAUCAUGCCAACUCUUGACAUUGUUUUAGGCCGUCCGUAUGAUGUACCGCACUCUGAUUGGAAGGGGAUCGGCUAUCGUCUGCUGGAGUAUAUCCAGAAAAUUCUUGUGCCUUCAGGGGUUUCCAACUUCGCUACAGCCUUGCAAAAAGUUGUUCGGCCGGCUCAAUGGCCUCACUUUCCUCCUCUGAAACACCUAAAAACCUGGACAUUGUCAGACCUUGGUCGAGGGAUCAUUCUCUUACCUAUUAUUCUUCGAGUAUGUGCCCGCCCCGACUGGUUUCACCCGAGAUUCCUGCUGCGGAUUAAAAAUAUUAUACCACAUCUCUUUCCAAAUACCGAAAAUGUGUCCUCGCCACAGAUGUGGCUGGUCCGUGCUUGUGCAGAGAUCGCAUUGACAACCACCCUUAUCUCAACCAGCCGCGCGUUGCCUCCUGCACUGGUAAAUGCAAGGAUUACUCACAGCCGCCGAAUCUUUCAGCAUUUGGUGGUUACAGCUUCAGCCAUGACUGAUUCAGAGCUACAGGCAUUCAGCAUCCAUGGAAAACUGCCACAUGAUUAUAAUAAGAAGCAUAAUAAAGAUAAAUGGUUUAAGUAUCUUGGGGUGCCAGUUGUUCAUGCUGGCUUUCAUUUUCAUACAUUUGCUGCUGAGUAUGGCCCGCUCAUGAACUGUAAUGUUCUAGCCGGUGAGUUGAAGCUAUAUAAGAAUAUUCAAGAGAUGGAUAGAUCGCGCCUCGCCGCCUCAGCUGAUGACUUAUCUCUUCCGGCUAGAUCGGCUCCACCACUCUUUACGCCUGGGUCUUGCGGGUUCCUGGCGGGAUGAUCAUCCAAUUCUACUAGAGAUUGUCCAGGAUCUGUAUAUGUCCUGCCCACGUCUGAUCCAGAAACAUAUUCUUGCAGAUGAAUUUAUUACUGACCUGCAAGUUACAAUGACACAUCCGAUUGAAUGGCCUCAUUCUUCGCUUUCUGAGCAGGAUAUACUGGACAUGUUACCUUCAGCGU
This is a messenger RNA of Aspergillus heteromorphus CBS 117.55, 1501 nucleotides long. RefSeq lists its product as uncharacterized. The transcript is spliced from 3 exons. The coding region runs from base 33 to 1322 and encodes 429 amino acids. NCBI's taxonomy places the organism in Eukaryota, Fungi, Ascomycota, Eurotiomycetes, Eurotiales, Aspergillaceae. The record is from RefSeq and is a predicted model, not a curated record.